Messenger RNA from Trichoplusia ni (cabbage looper), 986 nucleotides. RefSeq lists its product as uncharacterized. Gene Ontology annotation, molecular function: protein binding. Lineage: Eukaryota; Metazoa; Arthropoda; Insecta; Lepidoptera; Noctuidae. The coding region runs from base 186 to 734 and encodes 182 amino acids. The record is from RefSeq and is a predicted model, not a curated record. The transcript has 2 exons.
UUGAGUAUCUUAAGAAGAAAUUAAAACAAUCCCAAAAAGAUAACACCUUGAUUCAACCACCUUUUUGGAUUAAAAUAAAGUUGAAAACUAAUUUCUAUACAUCAAGUCUUCCAACGAAAUAUGCAACUGACUUUAGUUUCAGACUUAAUCCGUGACUCCGGCGUGUAAUUAACUCUUAUCAAGCAAUGUACAUUCCAGCAGUUUCAUUUCCAGUACGUAAUACUAUCAUGCUAAAAUGUAUAAAUGGAGUUUCGAACUCCUUGAACAUCGGUUUUACUUUGUGGAUUUUUUAUUACUUCGGUGUCAAUGAUUACAUUCUAGCAAAACCGUUCAACCCAUCGAAUUACGUAUAUGAAGAUUUAAAAGCAGUAUACGGUAUCGUGGAGCCAUUCGAUUUGCCCGGAGGGGGGGAUAAAGUUAUUGACUUUGACGCAAUUGCCUGUACGACAUGUCCAAGAUUUUUUUAUCCAGUCUGUGGAAAAGAUGAAAUUACUUACGUGAAUCCUUGCAUCCUUAGAUGCAUAAACAAGACAACAGCGGACCGAAACGGACAAUGCAUCUAUUAUAGGAGAAAAAACUCUCGUUAUCCAGAACCUGAAGUUCGACUCAGGCUGCCCACCAAGUGGAGACUUGAGAACGUAACGAGUUCGUCUUUAAGAGAAAACAAUUAUUUCGACGAAGUGAUCUUGCGGGAUAGUCCUUACAAAUCUAAUGGUCCGAAUCCUAUGGGAUGAAGAUUUCUUACUUAAAUACUUAAUUAAUAAACAUUUGAACUUCAAUUUUGAUUUUGGAAUUAUUUUCAUUUUUUUUCAUCCAAAAAAAUACCUACUGCUUGUUUUUUGUUUCCUCGUGGAUGUCACACUUGGUCAAUAAAAAUAAAAUAGAAAUUAAAUAUAUUACAUAGUGGGUUCAAGUGGUAAAAGCAUCAGAUACAAAAUUCACUCAAAAACGGCUACCACGGAUCACGUUUCGUAAUACAUAGAAGC